Onychostoma macrolepis is the source of this 3047-nucleotide messenger RNA. RefSeq names its product G protein-coupled receptor 184 (gene gpr184). Gene Ontology annotation, molecular function: G protein-coupled receptor activity. NCBI's taxonomy places the organism in Eukaryota, Metazoa, Chordata, Actinopteri, Cypriniformes, Cyprinidae. The record is from RefSeq and is a predicted model, not a curated record. Bases 388 to 1392 code for a protein of 334 amino acids. Gene Ontology annotation, cellular component: membrane. Gene Ontology annotation, biological process: G protein-coupled receptor signaling pathway; negative regulation of G2/M transition of mitotic cell cycle; G1/S transition of mitotic cell cycle. The transcript has 2 exons.
CUCUAUCACAUGUAGCUCUAAGGGAAAAAACACCUAGCCCUAGCCUAACAUCUUCCUGUAGACGUACAUGUGCGAGGCUUUAUCUCUCCUCCCCUUUCUCUCUCUCAAUUCGUCUCCUCUCCAUCCACUCACGAAGUGCAUCGGCCGAACCUGCUCUCACAGGGUCACUUUUGAUCUUCUCUGGCCAGGAAGCAUUAUUAAAGUGCAUGACACCCUCUUCACGUUUGAGGAACUCAGCUGUGCCACUUUUCUCAGAGGUCAUGCGGGACUGGAGCUGGACUUGAGGCGGUUCUGGGACUGAGGUUGUAAAGUUAGAAUCAGAGACACCCUUCUCUGGUUGGAGCUGGUGGAGAACAAUUUAUAAUUUGUUGUGUUGAUUCGCAGAUUAUGAUGAAUGCAACACAGAACACAAGCAACUCAUCAUGUGUGAUCAUGACCCAGCCAGCAGGUCACCUGCUGAUGUCCAUCUACAUCAUCGCCUUCAUCUUGGGGCUGCUGUUCAACUUGAUCACCAUCGGGCCCAUAAUUCAGCAGAUCUGCAGAAGGAACGUUAUAGGGAUCUACCUGCUCAGUUUGUCCUUCUCGGAUCUCCUGUACAUCCUCACCAUGCCUCUGUGGGUCUAUUAUUUUAACAACAACCACAAAUGGAACCUCGGACAAGGACUAUGUAGUCUGGCUGGUUUCUUUUAUUACUCCAACCUGUACAUCAGCAUCUUUCUCCUCUGCUGUAUCUCCAUCGAUCGCUGCCUGGCCAUCACCUUCCCGCUGCGAGUCCAAGUCUUCCGCCGCCAGCGCUAUGCCUGGAUCAUCUGUGGGCUGGUCUACAUUUUUGUCAUGGCCUUGCACUGUUUGGUGCUGUAUCUGGACAAGUUAUCGGAUCCACUGGAUGACACUGAGCAAACGUGCUACGAGACCUUCCCCAUGACGGAACGCAUUGCGAUGUUCAACCUGAUACGGGUCGGAAUUGGUUUCCUCUUGCCUCUGGUGGUGAUCACCGUCUGCUACUGGUUGAUCCCAACCAAGGUGCAGCAAAGCAGAGGGGUGGACGAUCAAGGCAAGCGCAAAGUGAAGCUUCUGUCUAUGGGGGUCAUUGGCAUUUUCUCUUUCUGCUUUGCACCAUACCAUAUCCUCCUGAUGGUGAGGUCCAUCGCCUUCUUUUAUUUGGGAGAAAACCAAACCUGCCGUUUUGAACAAGCGAUGUAUUUGCCCUUCACUUGCUCCCUCGCGCUAUCCAGCCUGAACAGCAUGGUGGACCCAGUGCUCUAUGUUUUGGCCAGUAAUGGAGUAAGGGAGGAUAUGAGGUUAUUCUGUUGGAAAAAGAAGCAGAGACAGGUGACAGGAAGCCCUCUUGUUGAUUCCAAAUGGAAGACAAGAGUGACCAACUUGGGUUAAAGCCAACCUUAGGUCUUUGAAAACAGACUUGCGUUUGAUAACGUACACACUGUUUUUGAACCCAUUCAGGAAUUUCGCAAAUCAGUGACCAGCACAAACUCGCCCAAAUUGUUUGCGUUGACAGCAUGGGCACAAUCUUGUGGAUGGGUCCAUGUUGUUAAGUUGUGGAGGGUCCAGCAGACUUUACAAUCUGGCGUGCUCCAGCACUGUGAUCCAGACACCUGAACUAACUUUUUGACAAAUAACUACCAUUGUGAAUGCAAACCUCUUGCUUUUCUGCAGGUGAUAAUAGGCAAAUUGGACCAAGUUUUGUGAGUAAAGCGUAUCUACUGUAUAAUAAGCUUAAUUUACAUAGAAAACAAUGACUUGUACUGACAAUACUGAUGCUGCAGCACUUUUUAGUGCAUAUAGAGCCUAGUUAAACUGGAUUGUGGCUGUUUGUGAUGCUGUUUUUGUGCCAACAUACUGUGUAUUACAAAAGGGAUUGUUUAGUGAAUUAGCCACUGUAUGACAGUGUCUAGUCAAGCCCAAUUCAUUUGUCCAAGUCAGGACAGAGACCAGAAGAGGGUCAAAUCCAAGUCAAGGACAAGUUCACAUGCUCCUGAGCUCAUGACCAAGACCAUGAAAAUAUGCUUUUAGUCUGAGUGUAAGACCAUAUUUUUAUGGUUUUGCCCUUGUUUCUCGAAUCUGAGUCCAAGACCAUAUUUUUGGUCUUGGUCUUUGAAUCUGAGUUUAAGAACAUAUAUAUUUUCAUGGGUAUGUUCUUGUUCUUCAAGUUCAAGAUCAUAAUUUCAUGGUUUUGGUCUUGGUCUUUGAAUCUGAGUCCAAUACUAUGUUUUUAUGGUGUUGGUAUUGGUCAUGGUCCUCAGGUACGAAUCCAAGACCAUAUUUUAAGGUUUUGGUCUUGUCCAAGUCCAGUAUCAUAUUGGUUGUGGUCUUGAUCCUAUAGACCAAGAACACAUUUUCAUGGUUUUUGCCUUGUUUCUUGAAUCCAAGUCCAAAACUAUGUAGUCUAAGAACAUAUUUCCAUCUUGGUCCUAGAGUCCAAGUCCAAGAUCAUUUAUUCAUGGGCUUGAUCUUAGUCCUCGAGUCUAGUUUUAGUCUUGCCAUGGACUCAGGAGCAUGUGGACAGAUUCAAUCCUCUUCUGGUCUUUCUCCUAACUCGAAUUUGGUCUUGACUACAACACGGAUAUGUGCAGGCUUCUGUACUCAGACUCCAUUAUGCCCACUUGUGUGAAAAAAAAAGAAGAAUUAUAACUUGUUUUAUCUGAGCUGUGAUAUAUUUAUCUGUGUCUUUAUGAACAUCAAGAGGAUGUUUACAAAUUAUGGAUUUGCAGCGUGACAGGACCUGUAUUCCUGUCUUUGAAGAACCCUUGAAUCACUUGAACUUUCUUUGUGAGAGCUGUACUCGGCCCAAGUGUUGUUAUUGUGGGAUAAAGCCUUGCUUGUUUGUCCUUGUUUAAUUCACAGACGACUCCCUGUAAUUUACCGUUAAACCAGAUUUAGCCGUUAAAGAUUUAAUCUGGAUGUUAAACAACAGCUUGUUGCAAUGUAAGCAAUUUCAAUGCACAGCAUGUUGCUGCUCUCUACAUUUCCUCUCAUGUAACUUUAUUGCAAAAGAAACAGUGCAUUAUGAAAUAAAAUACAUUUUCUGA